UUCAUAUCGUUGUCCCUUUCUAAAACCCUACUACUGGUGUUUUUCUUCUUCUUAUACAGCCGCUAUUAUAUCACUAAAACCCUAAUAAUAAUAUCAAGAAUUGAAUGGCCGCUGCUAAGAUGAUGAUUCCGGCCACCACCACGGAAGCAGCAAUCGAUUCUCUCCUAAAAUGGAAGAAGAAGAGAGAAUCCGAUUCAGGAAAGGCACAGCUUUUACCCGAAGACGAUUCCAUUUACCUCAUCCUCACCCUCCAAAAAAUCCCCUCUCAAAAAAGAGUCAACCCUAACAAACUCCCUCUCCCACACCCCUUAUAUCCACCAUCAUCCGCCGCCGAAAUCUGUCUCAUCAUCGAUGACAGACCCUCCUCCAAUCUCACCUCCAAAUCCGCCAAACAGAAGAUCAGAGAUGAAGCCAUCCCUGUCACCAAAGUCAUCAAGCUCUCUAAGCUCAAAACCGACUACAAACCUUUUGAGUCCAAGAGAAAGCUUUGUGAUUCCUAUGACCUUUUCUUUGCUGACAAAAGGGUUAUACCCCUUUUGCCUAAGCUUUUGGGGAAACAGUUUUUCAAGAAAAAGAAGCUGCCUUUAGGUGUUGAUUUGACUCACAACAACUGGAAAGAGCAGAUUGAAAGGGGAUGUUCUUCUGGGCUUUUGUUUUUUAGGACUGGGACUUGUUGUGUCAUUCGAGUUGCAAAGGUUUCAAUGGAAAGAGACCAGAUUGUUGAGAAUGUGAGUGCUGCUGUUGAAGGAGCUAUUGAGUUAGUUCCCAAGAAACUGUUGGGGGUGAGGUCUCUUCAUUUGAAGUUUUCGGAUUCGGUUUCUUUGCCUUUGUAUCAGUCUUUGCCUGAUAUUAAGUUGAGGAUUGAAGGGGCGGUUAAAGAUCAACAAGUAGCAGGGAUGGAAGUUGGGUCGAACAAAAAGUCGAAAAAGGCUAGGAUUCAUCAAGUUGCUACUGAUGUUUUGGAUGAAGUCGAAAACGGUGAUUCGAGUUUGGUUGAAGAGAAACCGAGUGAGAAAACAAAAGAUGAUUUAGAUGAUGGUGGUUCUGGUAAGAAGAAAAGGAAGGGGAAUGUAGUUGAAGUGGAAAAUAAGAAAAAGUCAAAGAAGGUUGUUGAGGUUAAUCAUGAUUUAGAUGUAGAGCAAGUUGAGAACAAUGAACCCGAAAGUGUUGAAGAAGCCAAAGUGGGAAAGAAGAGUGUUAAAGAUAAGAAAAGGAAAGGGAAUGUAGUUGAAGAAGACAAUGUUAAAACAAAAUCGAGUGAAAAAAAACCAAAGAAGAAGGGUGAGAAACAGAUUGGAGACUCAACCGCCAAGAAAGAAAAGAGGAAAGGAAGGUCAGUUUCCAGAGUUUCAGGUUUCUAAAGUCUUGAUCAGUUGAACUUGAAGCAAGCUAAUUACAUCCAUAGCUUUAAGAUAUGCAUUUUUGUUAUGUUAAAUUUUGGUUUAUGUAGUUCUUUUUGUGGUUUUGGUACUAAUGCAAUGUUUCAUAUAAUGAGGAGAUGUUAGUUUGGGAAUUUGCAAUGGACAAGAUUGAUUAUUA
Molecule: messenger RNA, 1539 nt
Organism: Erigeron canadensis
Lineage: Eukaryota; Viridiplantae; Streptophyta; Magnoliopsida; Asterales; Asteraceae
Product: putative ribosome biogenesis protein C8F11.04
Exons: 1
Coding region: 105-1361 (418 amino acids)
Cellular component (GO): 90S preribosome
Source: RefSeq, a predicted model, not a curated record